AUGCCUCGUUUGCUCAUUCUACUAUCGGCCACCGCUGCAGCUCUCGUUGCCGCUUCGGGCUACGAGCCUUACUACAGCGCCUAUGGCGGUUAUCAUAAGAACAUGGACAAGAAGCAUGGAGGAUAUGAGGCGGAUCAGCAUGGUUAUGGCUCCAACUAUGGGGUGUCCGAUUACGGUAGCCAGAAUGGAGAGAACGGAUACUACGCGGGCAAGUAUGGCGAAGGAGCCAAGAAGAAUGGCGACAGCUACUACGCCAAAGGUGAUGAGCACGGAAAUGGUGAUGCUGCGCAUGAGGAUGGAUUCAAGAAGGCUGGAGGAGCCUAUGGUGGUCGCAAGUUCUCCUACUUCAGCUCCGGAUCGGGACCAUAUGGAUCAUUCCAGAAGGGCUACUAUGGAUCAGAAGGUUAUGAGCACGACGACCACAAAUCGAAAUACUCGUCACACGCCGAAGACAAUGGAUUCAAGAAGGGAUACGACGGCGAGGGAGCUCAUCACGACGACAAGUACACCAGCUACGAUAAGGAGGACGGAGCCCACAAGAAGCACCACAGCAAAUACGACACUGGCAAAUAUGGAGCGAUGUCGGGCGGUUAUGGAAAUGAAGGGCAUGAGGAUGGAUGGCAUAACGAGCAACAGAAGUCGUCCUAUGGAUCCAAGGAUCACGGACGCUCCUACUAUCAUUAG
Messenger RNA from Caenorhabditis bovis, 684 nucleotides. NCBI's taxonomy places the organism in Eukaryota, Metazoa, Nematoda, Chromadorea, Rhabditida, Rhabditidae. The record is from the annotation of a GenBank genome assembly.